AUGACUGCAUCAAGUAGGGGCCGACGUGCUCUGCAAGGCGCCUUAUCAGCUUCCCCCAACGUCUGCUCAAGAUGCGCUACGAGCACUCGAAUAGCCACCCGCUUCUACUCCUCUACCACAGCGGCGACGACCAAUCUGUCACCAGAUGCCGCGGCACCCCCUCCUACGCGAGCAACGCCCCCAUACGACGUGCGGUCCGGUCUCAUCCUCACCCGCCCUCCUCUCCUGACACGAAAGCUUCACCCUUUUGAAAACGCCUUUUUCUUCUACCAGAAACGUCUGGAGGAGCGCCUCAACACUCCCUUCAUCACUAGCAUUUACUUUAAGCCUGACACUGCGCGACGCUUGGACUGGAGCCUCAAGGUCGGCGAGCGCCAAGGCACGGUGGCCAAGGAUAUCGGCGUGUAUAAUGGCAAGGGCUCAAUGGCGUGGGAUGACGAGCUGAAGGUUGGCGAUCAACUCAGUAGCCAGGACAGCGUUCUGAACAGUCUGCUCAAGGAUGCAGAGGCCCGUGUCAGCGACGACGCCGAGGUAAUCGCUGCCGAGGACGUGGUGCCCGUCGAAAGACCCGUAGAGAGAGAGACCGAGGCCGAUAAAAAGGGCGACGUGAAGAGAUUGGACAGGCAGCUCGAAAGGACGCUGUAUUUGGUUGUCAAAGGGAAGGAUGGGUGGAUGUUCCCGGCUGAUGUUGUUUCCAGGGACGAGAACCUGCACGAGGCCGCCCAGAGAGUCUUGGACCAAGCUGCCGGAGUAAACAUGAAUACUUGGAUCGUCGGCCGCGUCCCCGUUGCCCACGUCGUCAAACAACCAGUCCAGACUGCCGACGGCACCGUUCAGACCCGCGGUCAAAAGACCUUCUUCCUCAAGGGGAGAAUAAUGGCUGGCCAGGCUGAUUUGAAGGGAAAUCCUUUCGGAUACACCGACUUCAAGUGGUUGACAAGGGAAGAAUUGGAAAAGGAGCUGUCGCCUGAAUACUUCCGUGGUGUGCGAAACAUGAUGUCGGAUAGGUAG
Metarhizium brunneum ARSEF 3297 is the source of this 1011-nucleotide messenger RNA. RefSeq names its product mitochondrial 54S ribosomal protein mL46 (gene MRPL17). The record is from RefSeq and is a predicted model, not a curated record. Lineage: Eukaryota; Fungi; Ascomycota; Sordariomycetes; Hypocreales; Clavicipitaceae. Gene Ontology annotation, cellular component: mitochondrial large ribosomal subunit. Gene Ontology annotation, molecular function: structural constituent of ribosome.